Molecule: messenger RNA, 2451 nt
Organism: Carcharodon carcharias (great white shark)
Lineage: Eukaryota; Metazoa; Chordata; Chondrichthyes; Lamniformes; Lamnidae
Product: sterile alpha motif domain-containing protein 15-like
Exons: 3
Coding region: 251-652 (133 amino acids)
Molecular function (GO): protein binding
Source: RefSeq, a predicted model, not a curated record
GGGAAAGAGAAAAUGGAAAUUACCGAAACGAUAGAAACGCGCGUUAAAAAUUGCAUUUCAUGUGAUACAGCUGGAAAAGAAACCCCGGAUUAUUCGCGGUCCACCUGUCAAUUUCGCAAUUUUUAAUUCCGCAGGACGUUGCCCCGGAUGUGGUGGUUUCCUGGCAACCAUGGCAGCGCUGACGCGGCAGCUGGUCUCCUGGUAACAGUUGCUGGGGUGACAAGGGCGCAGGCAGCCGCGGAGUCCCCGGAUGGCUCAGUGCCCGUGUUCGAGAGAUUGUCGCUGUGGCUGUCGCCCCCUCGCGGUGCCCCGCAGCCAGCGCUGGCAGGAGAAGGAGGUGGCCAAUUGGAUCCAGAAACUGGGCUUCCCCCAGUACAAGGAUUGUUUUAUAUCAAACAGAAUCACUGGCAGGAAACUCAUUUUUGUCAACUGCUCCACCCUGCCCCGUAUAGGAAUCACAGACUUUGAACACAUGAAGGUGAUUUCCCAUGAGAUUCAGAAACUGCUGGAUAUCGAGGAGCCACUCUGGAGUCGGAGUAUUUCCCAGCCCCGCAGGGAUCCCAUGGGCCUGUUUCUGGAACGUAAGGCUCCAACAGGACCCAGAGCUGAUGCACUGACAGUGGAAGAGUUCCUGAACGAGAUGGAAGACUGAACUGCCUCCACACUCAGCACAGAUUGAGAAGAAUCUUACCUGCUGCUCUGAUCACAAAGAAACAUGGGCUUUUCAAAGUGAGAUCCCAGAGCCUAAGGAGACCAACAAAAAAUGGAUUCCAGGAAGUCUUGGUUAUCAGAUUUCUGUAUUUCACAAUAUGUCGUAUUAUUGUGGUUAUUGUUGGUACGUAAUUGUGUGUAUGUGUCUUUGAUCACUGUGAUCUGAUCAUCGAUUCUGUAAGCUCGUCACAUUUAUGAAUUUCUACUUCCUCUGUAAGUAUCCCAUGAUAGGGCCAGACUAAAUGCUGAUAUAAUAUCAAUUGGCUCCAAUUUGAAAAGUAUCCAGAUAUUUUCUCUGAAUGUAAAGGAUUUGAUACCAGCAAUUGUCAGCUGGGUCUUGUACAAACUCAAACUUUCUGUGUUGUGUGAACAUCACCUUGUUCUGACAGUUAACCCCAGUUGUAGUAAGUUGCCCAUUGGUAGCUGUGUAGUGAAGCCAUUAUAUUUUUUUUAUAUAUAUAUUUUUAUAUAUAUAUUAUAUAUUACAUUAUAUCUUUGCCUAUUUCCAACUGUAAAACCUAUCACACACUACAAGCUAAACUCCCACCCUAGAUCAAUUUACAAAUGAUUUAGGCCAGUCUUUGCUGAUGAGGUUAGAUCCAGGUCACAUGAGAUUUGCAGUAUGCCUAAUUUUAUGAUUUACAAUUUCGCUCAGAUUCAGCAAGGUGCAGACAUCUGCAGAGGUCUCAUUUAAAAAUGUCAGUUUCCAAUCCAGCUGUACCUCACCACCAUCUCUCCCAAGCCUUCCACUGUCUCUGAUUUGUCACAUUGCUCAUCCAACAUCCAAUCCUGGAUGAGCAGAAAUUUCCUUCAAAUAACUAGUGGGAAGAUUGAAGCCCUUGUCUUUGAUCCAUGCCACAAACUGGAUUCCCUAAACACUGACUUCAUCCCUCUCCUUGAGCAGCAUCUGAAGUUGAACCAGCCUGUUCACAACCUGAAUGUCAUUUUUGAUCCUGAGAUAAGCUUCUGACCACAUAUUCAUUCCAUUACAAAGACCGCCUACUUCUGACCCUGCCUUAUCUGAUUGGCUGCUGAAACCCUCAUCAAGCAUUUGUUACCUCUAGACUUGACAACUGUAAUGCUUUCUGGCCCCUCUGGACUUACUCCAUCCUGGGCUAAGAGCACUUUGUUCCAUGAGAUUUGAUGUAGUCCCAGCAGUAGCCACAGCCCCACUGCAUGUUAAAUGGUCGCAAAGCAGCUGUCAUCUGUACUCCUUGCCUAGUUUUCUGUUGGCGGGGCUGGAAACCUCACCAUCCGAAAAAUCCAGCCCCACAUUCCAUUGCCUCCAAUGUGGCUGAAUGGGUUUCACUCUUGCCUCCCUGCCAGAAGGCUGAGGGAUCAAGCUACACUUCAGAGACCCGAGCCAUAAUCAAGACAUCCCAUGACGCCAUUUGAAAAAGAUCAAGGGAAUUUUUCUGGUAUCAUGGCCAAAAUUUCUCAGGGAACAAAUCAUCUCAUUGCUAUCAUGAGAUCUUAUUGUGCACAAAUUGCCACAUUUCCUACAACAGCGACUACAUUUCCAAAGUGUUUCAAUAGCUGUAAAGUGCUUCAGGGCACCCUGAUGUUUAUUCUUCCUAUUAAUACACUGGUUGAUGUUUUUGGUUCAAAGAAAAAUAAAACUAACAAGAAAGACCAGGCAUCAGAAAAGAUGUUUUCUUUAAUUGUGAUCUAAGUGUGGAACAAUAAAAAUGAAUACCUGGAAACUUUGUCCUUGUUGAAUUAAUUAAAAUAAAACAAUUA